This is a messenger RNA of Cordyceps fumosorosea ARSEF 2679, 1488 nucleotides long. RefSeq names its product DUF124 domain-containing protein. The transcript is spliced from 5 exons. NCBI's taxonomy places the organism in Eukaryota, Fungi, Ascomycota, Sordariomycetes, Hypocreales, Cordycipitaceae. The coding region runs from base 1 to 1488 and encodes 495 amino acids. The record is from RefSeq and is a predicted model, not a curated record.
AUGUCUGCGCAACCUCAUAGUUUCUACCCUCCUCCUCCCAGUGCCGCUUCCUCACAGCAGCAGACACCAGGCCAGCAGCGCAUCUACUCGCCGCCUCCCGCCGCUGCAUCCCCGGCCCAGCAGCAAUACAACCCGCCUCCCACAUCACCACCAACGACACAAUACGCACCACCACCCACAACCUCACCACCAACACAGCAGCAGUACGCACCACCGCCAACCUCCUCGCCGCCUAUCAAGCAGUAUCCUGCGCCUCCCUCAGCGACUCCCAGCGGCCAGGCUCAAUUUUAUCCUCCGCCGCCAUCCUCGACCGGUCCCAGCAAGCAAUAUGCUCCUCCACCACAGCAGACGCCGUCCCCUCACUACCCGCCGCCACCAUCCAGCCCUCCCUCGCAUGAGCAGCAACAGCAGCAACAGCAGGCGCCGCCUCAAUAUGCCAACCUCGCCAUGAGGCCUGGCGCUGGCCAGCAGUACCAUCACUCGCCUCACAACUCCCAGCAGUACGCAGAACCCCCACCUCCCGCCUUCUCCAACCCCAGCGCCGCCUACCCACCUGAAAAGGCCGACGCCCACCUGCUGCGACAGCCUCAGCCUCAGCAGCCACAGUUUGCUGCUCCUCCCACCUAUCCGACGCCGGAUGCCGCGUAUCCCGCCGAGAAGACGGCCGCGGCCACCGCGGCCCCGCAGUACCAGCAGCAGCAGGUUGGCAACCGCCCGGUGAGCCAGCUCUCCAACCAGACGGCCGCGUCGGCCUCCGCAUCGGCCGGCCCGUCAGCCUCGGCCUUUGUCGGUGCCGUCGCAACCACCGACGACGUCGGCACCUUCAACGGCGGCAGCUACCGCAUCAGCCACCGCGACUGCAACACCAUCCUGACCAUCCAGCUCGCCAUGGGGUGCCCCCUCGGCGCCAAGCCUGGCGCCAUGAUCGCCAUGUCCCCGACCAUGACCCUCCGCGGCGAGUUCAAGUUCAGCGUCAAGAAGAUGAUUGCCGGCGCCGAGCUCGGCCACUCCCACUACAUCGGCCCCGGUGAGCUGCUGCUCGCGCCACCCAUGCUCGGCGACAUCACCACCAUCCGCCUCGACGGCACCGCCCAGUGGACUUGUGGCCACGACGCGUACCUCGCGUCCACCCAAGGCGUCCACAAGGACCACAAGCGCCAGGGCCUCGGCAAGGCCAUGUUCAGCGGCGAGGGCCUGUUCGUUUACAAGAUGAGCGGCACCGGCAUCCUCUGGGUCUCCAGCUUUGGCGCCAUCAUCCGCAAAGAUCUUGCGGACGGCGAAAAAUACAUCAUCGACAACGGUCACCUGGUAGCCUGGAACACAAAGUACAUCUUGGAGCGAGUCGCCUCUGGAGGCAUCAUCUCCAAUCUCGCCUCGGCGGAGGGCCUCGUGUGUAAAUUUACGGGUCCAGGCACCGUGUACAUGCAAACGCGAAACGGACGCGCAUUUGCUGCCUUUAUGGGCGGGCAAUCGUACUCCGGCGUCUAG